GCGCGGCGGCUCGGGCCUCCCCGAGGAGGCGCGGUCCGGAGUGGGCCGGGGAGCUGCUGGAAGGCAUGCGCCGGGCGGCCGAGAGCGGGGCGUACCGCCCUGGGGCCGCGGGGGUGUUGCUGUACGCGUGCCUGGCGGAGCGCGCCGGCCUGGGCCCCGAGCGCGUGCUGCGCGCGUAUAUAAGAGGAGCAACAGAACGGCGCUCUUGCCGCUGCACCGGCUCGUGGCGCUGCUCGGAGGGGUGCCGGCUGGGCGCCUGGAGGAGCUUCUGCGCAGCCCGCCUGGUGCGGGCACCAGCGGUGCCACGGCGCAGGCCGCGGUGCGGCUCCUCGCGGCGCUGGGGCUCCCGGGGCCCACGGGCGCCGAGGCGGCGGCGCAGGGCGGGCGCGCCCCUGCGGCGGCCGAGCGCCUCGAGGAGCACGCGGGAGAGCGCGCGGGGGCGCAGCACCUCGAGGAGCACGACUGGCGACCGGAGGACGUGGCCCUCGAAGCACCGCGUGCGCGGGCCCGGGGUGCCUGCAGCCCCCGGCCCCGAGGGGACGGCCACGGGGAGCCGCGGCCCGCCUCGCGGGAGGAGCCCGGGCCGGCCGAGCAGGACGCCGAGGUCUGGCGGGGCCCAGGGCUGCGCGCGGACCGCCCUCCUCUGGAGGUAGCCCAGGAGGAGGAGGAGGAGCAGUAAACGGAGGAGGAGGAGGAAAAGGGUAUUUAUACAGAUACCCUCGACUCGUUCUCGCCUUUGGGGGGCCUCCUUGGAGGCCCUCGUCACCACCGCUGGAUUCGCUUCGAUAUUCUAGCCAAGAACGCACCUUGGGAGAGUUCCGCGGAGUAGCGGGAUCGAUAUUUGUUGGCUUCUCCAG
Molecule: messenger RNA, 857 nt
Organism: Prorocentrum cordatum
Lineage: Eukaryota; Dinophyceae; Prorocentrales; Prorocentraceae
Source: the annotation of a GenBank genome assembly